AGAGCCAGCUUCUUUCUUGCAGGGCUGAUUUUAUUUAGCUUGUUGGCAGUUGUAUUAGCAGCUGUCCUUCUUCUGAUGUAAUACAAAAAAUUGAGACAACAUUCGCCUUGCGGCAAGGAGUGGGAGAGAGCAAUUUUUAAAACCCAGCAGGAUGGAAGUGCUGAAGAAUGCUCAGCCUGCUUCAGGAAAAAUCAGGGAAACAGCUCUAAAUCGGUGCAUAUUAGUGAUAAUUCUCAUAGUAAUAAUAUCUGUCUAGGACAGCCUGUGGCACCUGGCCAUUCUCCAGAAAUUCCCCUCAGUUCCUUUAUUAUGAGCAACAGAGCAGACAACUCCAGAUAUUUUGAACUACAGUUCCUCACAUCCCAAGUGCUACAACCACCUGAAUUCACACAGCAGCCCGAGAAGGAGAUUGUUGUGUACCCCACUGACGAGGUCACCCUGAAAUGCAAGGCCAGUGGGAAUCCUCCAGUGCAGUACUACUGGACCAAAAAUGGAGACAUGUUGGAUCCACGCAAGGUGCCAGGGGUGAUCCAGCAACAAGACUCAGGGACUCUGGUCAUCACCACAAACAAUGGGAACGUGGCAUCCAGGUUCAAAGGGAGGUAUCGGUGCUAUGCCAAGAACUCCCUGGGCACGGCCAUGAGCUCAGAAAGCAACAUUGUGGUUGAAAGCGUCCCUCAGUGGCCAAAGGAGAUGGUGGCACCCAUUACAGCUGAGGAAGGGACUCAUACAGUCUUACCCUGCAACCCACCUACCAGCGCUGUUCCCCCCAAAAUCUACUGGCUCAAUAGUAAAAUUGAGCACAUUGUUCAGGAUGAACGAGUCACCAUGGGCCAAGAUGGGAAUCUUUAUUUUGCCAAUGUGCAGAUGACAGACAGCCAACCAGACUAUAUUUGCAACGCCCACUUCCAAGGACCCCGAGUCAUCAUCCAGAAGGAGCCCAUUGAGCUGAAAGUCAAACCCACUAACACUUUCUCUCACCAGAAGCCUAUCCUAAUUGUGCCGAAUGAGAAGCACAGUACAUACGAGGCGCUGCUGGGCCAGUCCCUGGUCCUGGAAUGCAUUGUGGCUGGGCUCCCUACGCCAACUGUAGAAUGGGCCCAUAUGAACAAGCUGAAGCUUUCUCCUCAGGUGGCCUUUGAGAACUGGAACAAAACCCUUCGCAUCCUAAAUGUGACAGAGGAUGAUGAUGGAGAAUAUCAGUGCAUCGCUCACAACGACCACGGCACUGUCCGCCACACCUACACUGUUAAUGUUGAGGCUGCUCCAUACUGGAUUAAGUGGCCUGUAAGCCAGAUGUAUGCACCAGGGUCGACUGUACGUCUGGAUUGUGAGGUUGAAGGGAAACCUGAACCAGAGGUUUCGUGGAGAAUAAAUGGAGAACCACUAGAUGAACUGAUGCCGGAUCCCAGAAGGAGGGUGGAGCCAGGAGCUUUGAUCCUCACUGAGGUGCAGCCAAACGAUACAGCUGUGAUCCAGUGUGAGGCCCAUAACAAACAUGGCAGCAUCCUGAUUAAUGCAUACGUCUUUGUUGUCCAGCUGCCAGCACAGAUCAUGACCCCAGAUGGGAUAGAAUACAGUGUGGUAGAGAGCCAGAGAGCCAUCCUGGACUGUGAGGUGUUUGGGGUCCCUAGGCCCACGGUGAAAUGGUUUCUGGAAGACAAGUACGUCCUAGACGAUGUCCGGAGUAUUCCGUUCACCAAUGGGACCCUACUGCUUGAGCAAGUCCAGCGCAAGGAUGCUGGGAACUUCACGUGUGUGGCUGAAAAUGAUUUUAGCAAUGACUCCAUCACAGCUCACCUUAUUGUCAAAGGAGCCACAAGGUUUGAGGUGUUGCCUACCAACACUGAGGCAAAGAAAGGUGAGAGUGUCACAUUCCGCUGUAAGGCGGUGUUCGAUGAGACCAUUCCAGAGCGUGGUACCCAGUGGCGCCUAAAUGGGCGGCCCCUUCAGGAUAGCUCAGAGGGGAAUAAAAAAUACUUAAUCGAUGAAACAUCUCUGACAGUCAUCAACCUAGACUACGCUGAUGAAGGGUUAUAUAGCUGCCUGGCUUGGACAAGUCUUGAUUCUGUGGAGAAAAGUGCCAAGCUUUUGGUGUAUGGCAAACCUGGCCCUGUGUCCAAUUUGGAACUGUUGAGGCAGCAAGAUCAUCAGGUGAAGCUGACAUGGACACCAGGUGAUGAUCACAACCGGCAUAUUGAAGAGUAUACCAUAUUUUAUGAAGAAAUCAAGUUUGGGCCAGGAAAAAUGCAAGAAUUAACCAUGGUACCAGGAAACCAACCAUGGGCUAUACUUCACCUUGCUCCAUUCAGGAACUAUACUUUCUAUGUGCAGGCCAGGAACAGCCAGGGGAAAAGUGAGCUAAGUAGACCAUCUGCCAGUCACAUCACAAAAUCUGCAGCCCCCGUGCGGAAUCCAGCUGAUGUCAAAGGAGAGGGAAAUGAGACCAGUAACAUGAUCAUCACCUGGACGCCCUUGCAUCCCUGGGAGUGGAACGCCCCAACGUUGAAAUAUCACGUGCAGUGGCGGCUAGGAAGUGAAGGCCAGUGGAACGAGACAGAAGUCGAAGCCCCUCCUGUGGUGGUGACGGGCACCCCCGUCUUCUCGCCCUAUGAGAUCAAGGUGCAGGCACGCAAUGACUUUGGCAAAGGACCUGAACCUCCCACGGAACAGGGCUUCUCCGGGGAAGAUGUGCCGGGGGCGAUUCCAGAGAACUUGGCAGUUGAAGUCCUUAACAGCACCACUAUCAAGCUUUCAUGGAUCCUCCCUAACAAAGAGAAGGUUUUAGGCCACCUCAGGGGAUUCCAGGUGUAUUACUACUGGCUGGGAACCUUGGAACAGCGAAACCAUCAGCAGGCACAUCCUCAUGCCCAUUCCCGUGGGAAAGUGCUGAUUGAGGGAAAUGUGUCUGAAAUCACAGUGGGGGGCUUCAGGCCCUGGAGCUGGUAUCGGGUUCAGAUGACUGUGCUCAAUGGGCGGGGGGAGGGGCCCCUCAGCGAGGCCAUAGAGUUUGACACACUUGAGGGAGUCCCUAGCCUCCCGGAGUCCUUUCACUUGGACUACCUCUCGGACACGGCGCUGCUGCUGGAGUGGACGCGCCCCACUUUCCCCAAUGGGAAACUACUAGCCUAUGUGUUGGCGUAUCAACAAGCCAACCAGACUGCCAAUCAGACCGAAGUGGAUGUCAUCAAAAGCAUUAGCUUUCCACCCACUCAGCUAACCUUCAACUUCACUGGUCUCGACCCCUACACUCCCUACAAUUUCAACUUGUCGGCAGAAACCAGCGCAGGGAAAGGAGAGCCUUUUAUUCUGCAGGAACAUGCCAUGCGUGAGUUAGUGAGCCUGUCCUUUGAGAGCAUCAGCUUGGGUGAGAUAGGAGAGAACUUCACCACUAUCAUCUGGAUCCCGCGUCAGACCCAGCGAGAGCUGGAGGUUGCAGUUCACAUUAUGAGCAAGACUGAUAAAGAAGACUGGCGCGAUGUAGGGAAGGCUACUUCCAGCCAGGGUUCAUACAUCAUUCCAGACCUGCAGCCAGGCAAGCAAUAUCGGGUUCGGCUUGCAAAAGACCACCGUAUUGGGGAAGUUCAAACCAUCUGGGAGACAGAUCUGGAAACUAGGGGCACAGUUAGUGAGAGUCAGAAGAGCUUGGUUGCAGAAGGUUGGUUCAUCGGCUUUGUGAGUGCCAUCGUCCUCGUCAUCCUUGUGCUGGUGCUUCUUUGCUUCAUCAAGCGCAGCAAGGGCGGCAAGUACUCGGUGAAAGACAAAGAAGACACCCAGGUGGAUUCAGAGGCCAGGCCCAUGAAAGACGAAACCUUCGGCGAAUACAGAUCUCUGGAGAGUGACAAUGAGGAGAAGCCCUUCACAAGCAGCCAGCCCUCCCUGAACGGCGACAUCAAGGCCCUGGGGAGUGACGACAGCUUGGCAGACUAUGGGGGCAGCGUGGAUGUUCAGUUCAAUGAGGACGGCUCCUUCAUCGGGCAGUACAGUGGGCAGAAGGGCAAGGAAGGAGGUGGAAAUGAUAGCUCAGGGGCUACCAGCCCCACCAACGUUGUCACUGCCCUGGAGUAAAAAGGGGCAUUUCCCCAAAGGAUCAAUCCCUGGGGGAAGAGGAUUUCCCUGUGGAUGACUAGGGGGAGGUCAUAGGGAUAAUCCCCUCCUCCCCAAGGGAAAGAAACAAAGAAAUUAAUCUCUCUCCUUUACACAGAAAAUGGUAAUUGGGGGAAUUCCCCCCCUUUUGUUUACUAACUGACCCUCCCCCAUUCACACAAUCAAGGAGGGUUAGAAAAUGAGGGGAUUCCCAAAAUUAUCCACCCAGCCCUGAGCAAGUCUGUCUCCUCCCCACAAAAACCAGUUAUCCUUCAGCCAGAUUAUGUGUGUCUGUAUGUGUGGUGGGAAGGGAGGGAAAGAAGGAAUAACAAGAUCCAAGGGGUGGGCUUAUUGAGAUGCAAAUGGGGAAUCAACAGGAGGGGCUUUGGGUUCCAAAUUGCCAAAAGAACUGAUGACCGCCCUGCCCAACUCCUCAAGUCUCGGAAGUGUUGGGGUUUUUUUUUUAAAUCUGUUCAUGUUUAGCAAGAGGGUGUCUGCUGGUGCUGCAAAGUCCCAUCUCGACUCCAAUGGGAAUCAAUGGGCGGAAGAAUAAGGGCUGGGAGCCAGGUCUUCUCCUUGCCUCUUGAGAAAGGAAGGUGGGUUAAGUGACAGGAUGAAGAGUCAUCGGUGCACUUGGCCCUUCAUUCUGGACAGGGAGUAAGUGUCCAUGGGCUGAAAAGCUGACAGAAUUUGGGAUUUUGAUUCAUUCUAGCAUUCGCCCACUUCUCAAGGAUUAAGCCGACGGGAAGCCACCUACCAUUUCUACCCGUGUAGAAGCACCGUGUGCUUGUGUUGACUCUUCUCAGCCCCGCUCUGUUGCUCUGUCACUCCUUUCCUGGCAAGUCAGCUUGUUCACUCAGGCGCUCCUGCUUGUCCUGCAUUGCUGAGGAUGCUGGAAUAUAUUUUAGGGCCCUACUCAGUUACAUGUGGGGUCCCGGCUGGGUCUUGUCAUCAUCCCUGCUUGUGAACUGUGUGUACACUAGAACAGUCCUCUGUAGCUCUGGGUUGCAGAGGAAGGUUGCUAGUGGUAUGCAAGUGAGUACUUCAGAAAAAAAACUUCCCCGCUGUUGCUCCCUCAAGAACCUCUGAUAAAUUCCCCAAGAGACUCCAUGGUGCCCUGGAACACUGUUUGAAAACCUUGCCUUCUGGUGCUGAAUUUCCCCUCUUAAGAUUCCCUCCCUUCCUCUCUCUCAUUUUGUCUUUGGGUGCCAUGUUCAUUUAUGUUUCUUUCUUCUGAUGACCAAAACGUGUUCCUUCCAGGGGAGCAAACCCUCGCCAUUUCACGAAACACCGUCUUUCCCGGUUCCUCAUUCCUACCCUUCCCACAAACAGAUACCACGUCCAAGAACUUCCCUGCUUCUUGAAUGCAUCUCACACAGCUGCCUUGCGACAUGUUCUGUCUUUCGAAAGUGGCCUCUUGUUCACUGAAUCAAAUCCCACCCCGUCUCCACUUCUGUCUGAUGUAACUUUUUCCCUCCCUCUCUUGCUUGUCAGGGAUUCAAUAAAUCCUUGCUUUUUUUGCAUAAAAAUGUUUUUUGGAAAUAAUUUAAAAAGGACAAUAAAAGUACUCCAAUGUUUUAAGCAACCCUACACAAAAUAAACCCUGCCUUUUCCCUGGUCUGUAAAUAUUUCAAACCCUUGUGCUCGAGUUUGUUUUAGAUGUCUUAGGACUGGUGUUUUGAAGUCUUCUAGUUGGUCUAUUUAGGUGGCUUGGAAGUAAAAAAAAAAGUAAGAAAAAAACCCCACAUUUUAAGAACGUUCUCUCUCCCCUGACAUGUGAUGCCAUCCCUUCUGCCCCCACCAAGCCUUCCUGCCCUAUGUAUUCUUCUCUUUCGUCAGGUCUGUUGCUAUCUACUUUUCUCUCUCGAUGACUUUUAUAUAUAUAUAUAUGUAUAUAUAAACAGAAUUAUAAAAUGGUAAAUAAAUGCUGACAUUGGA
This is a messenger RNA of Pogona vitticeps (central bearded dragon), 6024 nucleotides long. Lineage: Eukaryota; Metazoa; Chordata; Lepidosauria; Squamata; Agamidae. The record is from RefSeq and is a predicted model, not a curated record.